Pleurotus ostreatus (oyster mushroom) is the source of this 1170-nucleotide messenger RNA. RefSeq lists its product as uncharacterized. Lineage: Eukaryota; Fungi; Basidiomycota; Agaricomycetes; Agaricales; Pleurotaceae. The transcript has 6 exons. The coding region runs from base 1 to 1170 and encodes 389 amino acids. The record is from RefSeq and is a predicted model, not a curated record.
AUGGCCCGCACCAAGUACACUGCUAAGAAAACCACUGGCGCCUUGGGUGUUCAUGCUGACAUUCCUCCUGCCUCUCCCCCUGCCUCUUCACGCCGAAUGAAUGCUGCAAGGCAAGUAGCUUCCUUACAAGCCCUUGAAAUCUUGUCCUCUGAGGAUCAUGGACCGGAUGGUGCUAUUUGCAAUGGUUGCCAAAAUGGCAGCACCAUGCUUAGCUGUGAUCACUGCCCCCAGUGGACCUGUUAUGGCAUUUAUGGCGAGAAUGACACCCAGGGCUGCUUGACCAUACGCAGCAGAGAGAUGUUGGAAGCAGCAGUCUCUUUCAUGUGCCCAGCCUGCCACCGCAACAAUGACCGCAACAGGGAUAAAAAGAAGAAGACACGCUAUGUAGGCCUGUAUGGUGCCAAUGGGGGAAUGGAGGAUGCAGUGGUAGAUGUCACCAAAACAACCUUGCACUUCUUCCCCCCCCUUGACAGCAGGGACACUGUUCUCCUGUUGCUUGCUGUUCGUGGUGCUGAGCACAUGAUUGAGCCUGCCACCGCCACUUAUGCAUUGCUCAACUCUUUCUUUGGCCGGGGACAAGGCGCCCUCCACCUGGCAACCAUAUUCUUCGACGUCUCCACGCCAGAGGGAGGCAAUCUUUAUGAUAACCAGCUUGCUGCUGCAGUGGACUUCAUUCAAAAGAAUGCCAGACGUGUUGUAGUGUACUUCAUCACCCAUGCAACACCUGAUGGUGACUUGCAUUUCUCGGGCCCCCGCAUCGUUCAGCAGAACAAAAUCACACAAAGCUUACCUGGGCAUAGUAACUCCCCACGCGCUAUUCUGAACCGUCUUUUCACAGUGGAACUGUUGGAUGCCUUGCGUAUUGUAGGGGAAACUACAUUGUUCCUCAUGGUUUGCGGUGGAUACCUUGGCCAUUUGGAAACCACCGACUGGGUCAACUCUGCUGUGCGCCGUCGCUCAUUCCGUGAAGUGGUUUCUUUUGGAAGCAAACGCCUACAGCCCUUUUGGGUAUCUUCAUUCUGUGCCCGCUUUGUGCAGCGCUUCUACUUGGAAGGAGCAGUCUAUCCUGCAGCUAUGGGUGACAUCUUGGGUGGAGAUGCCAGACUUGGUGCAGCUACUGAUGUUGUGGUCAUCAGACACAAUCCUAUGGAUUACAGCUUCCCUGAAUGA